Molecule: messenger RNA, 4825 nt
Organism: Microbotryum saponariae
Lineage: Eukaryota; Fungi; Basidiomycota; Microbotryomycetes; Microbotryales; Microbotryaceae
Source: the annotation of a GenBank genome assembly
AUGGAGGGCCAGGAACCGAGAUGGUACUGCAAGCCAGCUGAAAACUCCGCUUCGACGGGCACCGGCGGAUUGACUUGGUGGGCUUCUUCGCAAUCGAGCGCGCCGACUGUCGACCGGUCUCGGAUCGACUGCAUGCAGCAGAGCCCCUCGACCAGUCAUCGAGUGCGCCUGGUGCCCCCUGAUACGUCGGGGGAUUGGAUGGCACAACACUGGUACGGACAUGCUGCAAGUCUUGGCAUCCCGUACACCCACGUCGCGCACCAGCCGUCGCUGCCAAAGCCCACGGGCGACUCGGACGCCAGCACCACCGCCCCACUUGAGGACCACCGCUACCAGCACCGGCCCGAGCCUCAGCCCCAGCGCGAGGCGCACUCCACCUUCCCGACCUCAAACACGACUCCCGCGACCACCGCGACCACGACGGACAGACAGGGCAAUGGGUCCACACAUCGUCAGACGAAUGAAGCCACAAGGGCCGCACCGUAUGCUUCUCCAAAGGACAUGACGAGCUUCAUACCUGCCCGCUCCGGUUGGAGCUCGAACGCGGCCGCCGCCCCACCUUCUCAGCCGGUGGAAGCUCUCACUUGGCGGCCCUCCAACACCCAGUCUAGGCCUCUUACCUCCAACACAGCUCGCUCUCCUGAGCCAACCCAACCUCGGCCUCAGUCUCGAUCUCGAUCACAAUCACUAAGACAAACACCCCAGGUAGGCGCAUACGAUCAUCCCGAGUCGCCGAGGCUCUGGACGCUGGAGCGAUUGGCCUCGACACAUGAAGCCCACCUCGACCGCAUUCGAGUGUUGAGCUCGGCCCUGGGAUUCCGUCAGUACUACUACUCUCUCAAUCGAAACUAGAACACCUUGAUCCAACCACUAAUAUCAAUCUGUCGCAUUCUGUACCUUCCACAGAUAUUCGAGCCCACCUUGACCCCAGCAUCGAGUUAGCGUUCAAGCUCAAGGGGGUCAUCAUUCGAGUAGGCGACCUGGCCUCUUUACCGUGGAAUCACAAGGUCGAAGGCGUCCUUGCAACAACAUAUGUCGCUAGUGAGUGGCUGCUCCCAUUGAUUAGCAGAUAGAUAUGUACACACAGAGACACUGACUCACUCUGAUUCUUCGACCCAUGCCGGCAGUUUACGGAGCGUGGGCAGAUUACUGCGCGCAACAGGGCAUAUUCGAGCUACCCAUUCUUGGUUCGCUGGCAGCUUGCUGGAUCCACUCUCUGGCCCCAGACCAACGGGUUUCGGCCACGAUCGUGCUGGAAGUGAUUCGAUUCGUCACAAAUUCGGUGUUUCGAGGAUUCGAGAGGAUGGUGCUUCCCUCCGUCUCGCGGGACGCCACGGAAUGGGGGUGGUGGGAUCAGGUGAGGGAAGAGUGCGCAUGGAGCUUGUGGAGCUGGCACGCUGUCCGGCAAGCGCUGUCGGGCUCGGUGACCCCGUACCAGUACGAGAUUUUGGACCAGCAAAGUAUGGCCAAGGAGAGGAAGAUGGCCGAGGAAAUCAAGAUUCACCGCGAGCUGGCCGUCACGAGGACGCCACCUAUUUAUGGCCCACCUUGGGCCCCGCCCGGAGUAACUCUACAGCCUUCGCCAACGAAUUGUGUGAUCUCUGCCGGUGGUGCUACCUCAAGCAUUGUCGUGAACACCGCAACAGCGACAAGCCGAAAUGGAUCCGCACACUCCCUUUCCCAAGAAGCUCGAAGUCAACAGCGGGCGGAGGGUUCGACACCAUCCGUGCGCCGUGCGAGUGCCCAGCACCGCCCAUCCCAGCCUUCACAGGGCCUGCCUCCCGCCCAUCCCAUCACGGCCGCUCGUCAACCUUCGGCCGCUCCGGCUCGCACCGAGCUCAGACCUGCACCUGCAACCCACGUCGCUACCGCUCAACUUGCCUCGACCAACCCGGGGAGAAACGUCAAUCGGAUAUCCAAUCGACAACCUCCGGCCCCAUUCCUUGCCAAGCCGAUCAGCCCGGCGGCAGAGUCGAACACAACUUCGCACGAUCCCAACGACCUCUACAGUGACCUCACUCCGGCUGCGUUCAAACAAGAGAGCGCAGUCUUUGAGAGGGCAAGCAGAAUUCAGAAGCUCAUCAAUGCGCAUCAACUGAAACGGGGUCAAACUCCGACUCCGUUCGAGCCGAUCCAAAUGCCACAAAAAAGGAAGCGGCUGAAUGCACGCGUCUCUGCUGCCGUUGGGGAAGCUGCGGAGAAGCAGAGGCUCGCUGGACCGACACAAUUCAUUGGUGUCAAUGGGAAAGGAGGGGUAACUCACAGUCAAAGUAUUCCGCGUACCUAUCCAAUGCCACCCUCGGUCCCACAAGCUCGGCCCGUUGUCUCUACAAAAGUUCAAGUCAAAUCUGCUCCGGCUGCACCCCAACGGUCUUCCGGCGGACCUAAACCGCGAUACAUUCCACCCGACAAACCAACCCAGCCUUUCCUACCUCCAAGGAUGUAUGUGCCUGCCCCACCUUUGUACCCUCUACCCCGCAGAGUCCCACCACCACCCAUGGAACACGCUUUCCACGACUACACCCCGUCGUGUCAGCCCCUCGAUUGCCACCUCAGCCUGCCCGCACGCGUCGAGCUUUCAGAACUCGAUCGUAUCUUUCUCCACCCCGCUCCCCGCCUUCCUACGGCAUCUCCGACGGAACCAAGUACUCUAGGGCCAGCAAACACGUUUGCCUCCCCACUUCACGGCCUCCCGGACGCAGCUCCAUUCGUUGCACAAACGACCACAACGAUCGUUCACAACUGGGGGAAUCGAGCCUCGCAAUUCCAAAGGUAUCAAGCGUCUAAUCCCAGUCUGGACCAUAACACCAUUAACGACGCAAUGCUGCUCCAGGCCGAGUCCCUCACUCGUGUGGGGAAAGCACUGAUGGACUUACCUCAUGUGGAACGGCCGGCGCGGACCGUCGACCUGGGCAGACUAUCGAUGGGCGCAAAGACGCAGUUGUUCCAACUCUUCGCAUUAAGGGCAUUGUCUGCAGAACGGAGCGGCGAGAUUCCACCCAUCAAGACGAGGAACAGCAAGAGUAAGGGAUCAAGAUUCGAAGACCCCGCCACUACGGGAUCGGUCUCACCGGUCAACGCCCCUCCUGUUCACUUUUCUAUAGGACUACCAGACCUCUGGGGGGACUUGUCUGGGCGUUCACAAGGGCAACCUACGACAGUAGAGCAGCCGUUGCCUGGACCCGAAACGUCUGCGAGCAGCAAGUCGCGGCUCAACACUCCUCAAGCGCAGACGUCAUUGGCGCCUGUAACGGGCUCUACCACUCCGUUGGUUGUGAGUGGUCAAGCUAGUGCGAAUACUUUCUCUACGGGCUUGGCUGACCAGCUCUUGGUUUCCACAGGUGCAACAAUUGAUAACACGAGGCGAAAGUCUUCCAGCAUUCGCGCGGAGCAAACCGGCCAAAUCACCCUCGACGACCCAGCCCGCCUCCGCGAGUACCGCUCCGGGUCUUGCCCGCUCUGCGUCUAAUGGGCUCGUCCGUAACACUUCGGGCAAAGGUGUGCACCCACUUUUGCACUUCUACUCUUGUGUCGCGCCAGCCCAGCGUCAAGUUGCGCGUAUGCUCGCCCAGUCACCUCGGAGCGCUCGACCUGUGUCACUGCCCAUAUCCCAUGCCACUGAGGGCUCAGGGCCAGCCCUGCCAAGUCCUGCCUUGAGUCUUGUUCUCCCAAGCCUAGGAGUAGACCUUUCGGAGAACCACUCCAGUGUCGCACCGUCUGCGGAUAGUGGGACUUCUUCAUCGACCUCGUCAACCUCGAUAAUUUCGCCUUCGCCCGCUCUCGACUCGAACAAUUUUCCGCCCGCCCCCCCUGCUAUCCAGAAGAAAGUCGAUGCAAAGUUGCUGGAGUUCGAUCGCAUGGUUGCAAGUGGGGAAAUGGCAGGUCGGGUGAGGGACGAGCAUGCGAAGGGCUUGAAGGAAAUCAUAUUUCAGUACGUUCAAUGGGCUCUUGCUUAGCCUGCUGUUUCGUCUCAAAGCUGACUACUCGACUGGCGGUUUUGUUUCUCAGAGCUAGGAUCGUCGAACAGCGUAAACUGGACCUCGCCCAACGUGCAGUUGCCAAGGCUGCCGCAGCAGCUCAGACGAGUGCAAUGCUCGUGGCACCUGCUUCGCAGCUAGAGUCUGCCUUCGAUGGCGAUGCCGCAGGCGGAACUUCGAAUGCACUUGGCCUUUCUGCCUCUGCCCCUUCAACGUCCUUUUCAACGUCAGGUCACAUCGCGUUUGCUGCUCAACCAUCAGGGCCAGAGCCAGUCCUAGCACCCACCGGCGUGGGCGAGGAAGUAGCUCCGCCCUCACUCGGUGUCAAGCAACUCGCAAUUUCGGAUAAAGGCCCUUCAUCUGAUCCAGUUCUAUCGAGCGAUCCAGUUGAGCCAUCCCUCCCCCUCAAUCCCAUCCCUGUCUCCGAGCGACUGCCGCCGACCAACUCCGAAAUCAGUGUCGAUCAAACGGUGGCCGGCGCUCUCACGGCGGCGGAAUCUCCUCCGAAAAACGAUGACGGCGAGGAAAUAGACCAACUUGCCUCGGACCGCGAACUCGACCAUCCUUCAGCGCAGACACCUUACUCACCCGCACUGGGCGCGCCACCCGAGCAUGAUCAACGCUCGUCUCGAGACCCACCUCCUCCCCCGCCUUCUUCAGAAUUCGAAAAGCGGGCACCAAUCUCGCUCGAACGGCGCGAUUCAACGCCUGACGUACCGCUCUCCCGCAUCGCGACUUUGGAGAAACGAAGAGAGUCGGCACCACUGAGAUCCUCUGUCGAGUCCGAGAUCCCUCGUCCAUUCAUCAUCGCAAACCAACCCUUCAAGCCAUUUGGCUCUCUGGACUGA